AUGGGUAACGAGAAAGAGCUAGUUCUUUUUGGUGGUGAUAAAGGUUGGAAAGCUUCGGAUUGGACGGACAGUGAUGACCGUGUGAGAGGAGGAGCGUCUCAGUCCUACCUUACCAUCAACGACUCUUCCGCGCGUUUCCACGGCAAUCUCGACAUCACCGCUCUGGGCGGCGCCGGCUUUGCCAGUCAGCGCACUACCGGCGAGGAUCGCACCUGGGAUCUAUCUACCUACGAUGGCAUUUAUCUCGAUCUAGGAAAACACGACGGCAAGAAGUACACACUAACGCUCAAAGACGAGAUUCUGCCGCUUAUGGCAGAUGGACGGGAGCAAUCAACUAUCAGCUGGGAAUACGACUUUGAAUCGCAAAGCGAGCUUGGGUUGUUCGUGCCAUGGCGUGCAAUGAAGCCUACGUAUCGCGGGAAAGAGAAGAACGAUGCAAAGCCAUUGGAUUUGAAGAACGUCAAGCGGUUUAGCAUCAUGAUGAGAAGUUUCUUUGGUACGCAAGAAGGCGAUUUCUCGCUCACUCUCAACUCGAUCAAGGCUGUUGCGCAGCCAGACGACAUCGAAAGAGGCAUUGUGAGCGGCGAGAAGGGCACAGGCGGACAGGAGCCUUGGUCGUGGAAGAACUCCAAUCUUGUUGGUCUAGCACUUAUUCUGGGUUCCACGUGGGCGAUCUCUUGGGGAUAUUGUUGGUGGAAAGGAUAUGACAUGGGCAUCAUGAGGUUUGGACGGUGGUGGUCUGUGGUGAAGAAGGAUACAUUAUAG
Molecule: messenger RNA, 765 nt
Organism: Alternaria incomplexa
Lineage: Eukaryota; Fungi; Ascomycota; Dothideomycetes; Pleosporales; Pleosporaceae
Exons: 5
Coding region: 1-765 (254 amino acids)
Biological process (GO): NADH dehydrogenase complex assembly
Source: RefSeq, a predicted model, not a curated record